Molecule: messenger RNA, 1637 nt
Organism: Spizellomyces punctatus DAOM BR117
Lineage: Eukaryota; Fungi; Chytridiomycota; Chytridiomycetes; Spizellomycetales; Spizellomycetaceae
Exons: 7
Coding region: 1-1572 (523 amino acids)
Cellular component (GO): membrane
Source: RefSeq, a predicted model, not a curated record
AUGCCCCGCACACAAGUUCUAGCACCUAUAAUAUCAGAACCAGUGCGUUCCGUGGCUGACGGCGAUGAUGCUAUUGCCGGACUGGAUACCCCGACGUUAAACGGUGCCAUCAAGUACCGACGAAAUGUGUCUUUUGCUGCGUCGCUCUUUGCAAUGGUCUGCGGAGGCACCCUCUAUCUGUUUUCUGCGUAUGCGACAGCAUUUGCAGAGAAGCUUGGGUAUACGCAGACACAAAUGAACCUCAUUGCCAGUGCUGGGGGAUUAGGAUUAUAUCUCUCUGGUCCGGCGAUGGGAUCUUUUGUAGACCGAUACGGGCCAAAGAAAGUUGUAUUUGCAUCAGCCGUACUCCUAUUUACCGGCUAUUCAUGCAUGGCAUUGACGUUCAACGGAGCCUUUGCACACAGCUCCUUCCUCUUGGUAGCAGUAUCCUACGCACUUGUAGGGCUCGGCUCGGCUGGUAGUUAUAAUGCAGCUAUAACCACAAAUGUCCGAAAUUUUCAUCCACGAGACCACGGCUUCGUUGUUGGCAUAUCUGUAUCUCUCUUUGGAUUGUCAGCGUUCAUCUUCUCGCAACUUAGCGCGUUUUUCUACCGCCGUCCUUUAUCUGCAGAGUCGUCGUCUGCACCACAUCAUGAAGCAAUCGAUACGUACGCAUUCCUCAUGUUCCUAGCAUGCGCCACAGGAGGAGCGAACCUCGUUGCUACUUUGGGGCUGACAGAUUUAUCAAAGGAUACUGGAAUAGUUUACCAGAGACGAAGUUCAGAGAGUGUGCACGUAGGAGAAGAGCGAAGAGGUCUGCUGCCGACCGAAGACGAAGAGGGAAGCGGCAUAGAUGUGAGGGUUGAGGAUACGCAUUCAUCGCAGCCGUCUGCAAGGGCUCCCAACCCUGAAGACCGGCACAUAAGCGUGAAUACGUCACUAUUCCAGAGUACUGAUGCUUGGAUCUUGUUUGUUGCUUUCUUGCUACUUACUGGCACUGGUCUGAUGUUCAUAAACAACAUUGGCGCGAUUGUGGUUUCUCUCUUUCCUCUGGCUAGCGAUACCGUUCUCAUCUCCAAAGCUCAGGCGCGUCAAGUAUCCAUUAUAUCCAUAUUCAAUUGCGCUGGAAGAAUCGUCACAGGUCUUGGCUCAGAUACCGCGCAGCGAAGGUGGGGUACACAUCGACUGUCGUUCAUGAUCAUGGGAGCAGGACUCCUAGCUGUUACACAAGCUGGGUUAGCCAUAUCGCCGUCUAUGGACGUUUUACAUAUUUGGACAGCUUUGGUGGGAUUUUCCUACGGAAGCUUGUUCUCAAGUGGUCCUGUAAUUGUCGGGACAUGGUUUGGGAUCAAAAAAUUUGGAACACAUUGGGGAUGGUUUCAAUGGGGCCCAGCUGCUGGAGGGCAGCUCUGGAAUACAGUUUUCGGUGCCAUUAUGGAUGCAAACCGACCCACAAAACCGGAUGGGGAAUGUAAAGGAUCGCACUGCUUCCAAUUGGCUUUUGUGCUGACAGCUGUAGGUAGUCUCUCUAGUAUGGGACUGUUAUACAUUUUGUAUUGGCGACGAACUGCCAGCUACGCGCCCUUGCACUAGCUGCUGCAUCUACUGUAGGCAAUUUUUAUAUUUAAUGUGUAUAAUCAAGUAUCUGAGAAAUUUGC